This is a messenger RNA of Talaromyces stipitatus ATCC 10500, 1134 nucleotides long. RefSeq lists its product as uncharacterized. The record is from RefSeq and is a predicted model, not a curated record. The transcript has 3 exons. Bases 1 to 1134 code for a protein of 377 amino acids. Lineage: Eukaryota; Fungi; Ascomycota; Eurotiomycetes; Eurotiales; Trichocomaceae. Gene Ontology annotation, molecular function: protein dimerization activity.
AUGCUGCGAAGAGCAAAGAGACUACAGCCAAUCUUUGAUCAGUUCUGCUCGCAAAAUGGGCAUGAUCACUUGAUGCUUGACCAAGAAGAAUGGCGCCAGAUUGAGUAUCUUCUUUGGAUUACUCAACCAUUCUUUAAAUUCACUACCGCGCUUUCUCAAACGAAAGAUGUGACCUUCCAUGUCAUCUUCAGUAUCUACAAUAAACUUUUUGAUCAUCUUGAAGCAUCAAUCCGUCGGCUUCAGCGGAAGAAAGUAGCCUGGAAGAAGCUUAUGCUUAGUGCUCUACAUGCAGCAAAGGAGAAGCUAUCUGUCUACUAUAGGGAAACAGAUAAGGUCCAUGGUGAUCUGUUUGCAAUUGGGACAAUCCUUGCACCGCAAAACAAGCUUCAGUUCUUUAAUAAUAAGGAUUGGGGUCCUGAAUUACGUGAUCAAUAUCGCAAAAGCUUUGAAACCUAUGCAGAACCUUCUUUGGGUGUUCAGACAUCAAAGAUCGAUGCGCUUUUUGCUCCUGAUUUUAAUCAAUCAGUGAGUAGUGACGAGGCUACACAGUACCUUGAGAGUGAAACGGCCCCAAUUACUCCACGGACAUUCUGGAAAGAGCAUGAACACAAAUUUCCAGCUCUUGCAAACAUGGCACGUGAUAUACUCUCAAUACCUGCCACUGGCGCUGGUGUUGAGCGGCUUUUUAAUUCUGCUCGAGAUGUCUGCCAUUAUCGUCGAGGCUCACUUAAUUCUACGACAAUCCAAGAUCUAAUGCUAUUCAUGUGUACAUCAAGGUUUGAAGUGGAAGAAAAGGAACUUUCCCUUAUGAAACAAUAUCUUUCGAAUGAGGAACAGCAAGCACUUGAUGAAGAGAAAGAUGCUCAACAGCUUCAAGAUACUCUUGAGCCAAUCAGUGAUAAUGAAGAUGAUGGCCUGGAGAUUAGUAUAGACCAACCGGCUACUCAACAGCUAUCUAAGCGUGCUCAGGGCAAGAGACGAAUGAGUAUGGUGUCUAAUGGGGAGCAAGAGUACCAGGAACCUAUUUCAUCUGAUGAUGAAGCGGUUCUUCCUUUACCUGACACGCAACCACGUAUCUCAGGACGAAAUCGGAAGCGUACAAGGCGUGAAGAUGAUCAGUUCCUUCACUAUUAG